Cottoperca gobio is the source of this 5371-nucleotide messenger RNA. RefSeq names its product solute carrier family 45 member 3. Gene Ontology annotation, molecular function: sucrose:proton symporter activity. The record is from RefSeq and is a predicted model, not a curated record. Bases 320 to 2005 code for a protein of 561 amino acids. The transcript is spliced from 6 exons. Gene Ontology annotation, biological process: transmembrane transport. NCBI's taxonomy places the organism in Eukaryota, Metazoa, Chordata, Actinopteri, Perciformes, Bovichtidae. Gene Ontology annotation, cellular component: membrane.
GUUGUCACAGCUGGGUAUCUGGCUCUCUACAAGUUGAGCAACAGCCAUACGCCGGGAGCGAGCAAGUUGCUGCACUGUUUUCCCGGAGCUGCACUUAACUUAAGAUCCAGAAUGCUGAGAAGAGGAUGAAUCCUCCAGGUCAUCUGAGACAUCCACGUGUCUUUGCUGCUGUCCCUCUCCGACAGCCCUCUUGUCCCACUGGGGCACCAUCUGCCUCUCCACACUCUCCCCUUUGCCCCUUUCCGGGUCCCUCCCACCGCCCCUGUCCCCAGUAGUGGCCAUCCAAGAGGAGAGGCAAGGCGAGCCAGCCGCUGUAAAUAUGCCUGGAUGGAGGUCUCAGUGGCGUCUCGUCCUGCUGAACUCCCUGACCUGUGGCCUGGAGAUCUGUGUGGCAGCUGGGAUCACAUACGUGCCCCCACUGCUGCUAGAGGCUGGAGUGGAGGAGCGCUACAUGACCAUGGUGCUAGGUAUUGGUCCAGUUCUCGGCCUGCUGUUCAUCCCUCUGAUUGGCUCAGCCAGUGACCACUGCAACAGCAGUUAUGGCAGACGACGGCCUUUCAUCUGGCUGCUGUCUUUAGGAGUCCUUCUGGCACUUUUCAUCAUUCCCAACGCAGACGUACUGGCUUCACGCCUAGCCUGGGGUGGGCGCACCUUCCAGGUGGGCUUCCUUAUCUUUGGGGUGGGGCUCCUUGACUUUUGUGGACAAGUGUGCUUCACACCACUAGAGGCUCUUUUGUCGGACCUUUAUCGGGACGAGGAGGACUGCAACCAAGCCUUUGCUAUGUUCUCUUUCAUGGUCAGCUUGGGAGGCUGUGUGGGCUAUUUGCUACCAGCACUGGACUGGAGUCAUAGCCUGCUCUCUGUUUACCUAGGAGGCCAGGCUGAGUGCCUCUUCUCCAUCCUCAUCCUCAUCUUCAUCACCAGUGUGCUCAUCACCAUGAAGGUGUCUGAGGAACCGUCGUGGGCCAGCAGCGGCUUAGCAGGGUCUGGAUCUAUACUGGAGUCCGGGGCCGGUGCGAUAGAGGCUGGCCGGUGCGGCGUGCCACGCUCAUGCUGCUACCUGCUGAAGUGCAAGCUGAGGCUGCUGAAGUCGGGACCCUUGCUGUGCCUGCUGAGAACAUGCUGGUCCAUGACCCCGGCCAUCUACAGGAGCUACUGCCAUGUCCCGCGGGUGAUGAGGCAGCUGUGUGUGGCUCAGCUCUGCAGCUGGAUGGCUGUCAUGUCGUUUAUGCUUUUCUACACAGACUUUGUGGGGGAAGGCCUGUACGAGGGCGUGCCCAGUGCAUUACCAGGAAGUGAGUCCAAGCAAAGAUACGAUGAAGGUAUCCGUAUGGGCAGUCUGGGCCUGUUUCUGCAGUGUGCUACCUCAACCUUCUUCUCCCUGAUGAUGAGUCGUUUGGUUCGCCAUUUUGGCUCACGGUGGGUCUACAUGAGCAGUAUGGUGAGCUUCACAAUCUCUGCCUUGGUCAUUUGCCUGUCCAAAAGUGUGGUCUUGGUCACUGUAAUGGCGUCCCUCACUGGCUAUGCGUACGCCACACUGCAGACUCUGCCCUACACACUCACCUGCCACUACCACAAGGAGAAAGAAAUCUAUAUGCCAAAAAGAAAAACCAAAAGCGUGCAUAUAAAUGGGAUAACAACCCAGCAGGACUCUGUGUAUUUGACUCCUGUGGAAGACGGGCACGCCUUGUUCAGCAAGGACAGUUAUGAGUUCCACCAGAGUCCACACAGCCCGAACGGCUCAUCACACAGCUCCGGUGCCACCGAACAGGAGGAGGCUGAGUCUGGGUUUGAGAAGCGUGGCGUGGGUUUGGACUUUGCCAUCUUAGACGGCACCUUCCUCCUCUCUCAGGUUUUCCCCACCCUCUUCAUAGGCAUGAUCGUUCAGUUUGCGCAGUCCGUCACUGCCUACAUCGCCUGCUCUGUCAUCUUCGGUGCCAUCGCCAUCUACUUGGGCAGUCGAAUCAUCUUUGACCAAAAGGACCUCCAAAAGCUGAGACUUUGAUGCAAAACAUGUGGGAGCGAUGGAAUCACAAAUGAUCAAUCAUUCAGGUUCUAUAGCGGAACGCAACAAUGCACUACGGUUUCCAGAAGGCCUUGUACCGUGUGUUUGCUUUUAUAAAAGCUCAGCGUUUGAGAAGUGUGUGUGUGUGUGACAGGUUAUGAGAGAAAGUGGACAGAAAAUAUUACAAGAGACGGGUUACCGUGUUAUAGCAGGUAUCUUUACCUGCCACCUGAAGGUCAACACCCACUGUGUGCUCAGGUCAUGUGCGGUCCUCUCUGUGCAAUUUGAAUUCUUUCAAAAUCUUUCUAAAAACGUUUUUGUUAUGAAACCUUUUCUGUCCAACCGUCUUUUUCCUCAGGUACCACAAACAGAUUUACUGUAGGACUCAAUUUCAAAAACACUCACACAUUUUAAAAGUACAGUACAGUUUUGGCUCACACGGACUGAUCUGCAGCGUCACUAAGCCCGUCUGAAGACAAGUCCUUUUGAGACGGGUCUGUCUUUCUUCCCAACAGAAGAAUGGACAGAUGAAUCCAUUGUUUCUACUGGUUCAGAAAAUAGAAUUGCAAGUCAAGAAAAACACACUUAAAAGGGUACUCCAAUAAUUUAGUAUUGCCCACAUUUCCCAUAAUUCAACUCCCCGUUGUGGGACUAAUAAAGGAUUUCUGAUUCUGAUUCAGGGCUCCAGGCGAUUUUUCUUUGAGAUCGCUAUGAAUGGUCCUGCUGCAGUGGAGUUGGGGACGUUAACUGCACACUCUCACUGACUCGCUGGUUGCGUUAUUGGCCACUGGAGCGUGACUGCUGGCUGCGUUUCUCCAAAAGUUGAGUCUGGAGUGAUUGCAGCCUCGUUGAUUAAUAACAUGCUGUGCCAAAUAAAAGGGUGCGACCAACGGAGAAAGUCGGUCUGGAUCCCUGCUGUAUCAUCUUUAAUCAGACCUUGCUGAACUAAGUGCCAUCAUCUUUUAAACUCCAUGUCCUCUUUCUGUAAUGCAACUUUGCAAGUCAAGAUAACCCCGAUGACAUCACUGUAUUUUCUCAGACCUGACAAAGAUCCUCCAGAGCCACAGAGGAAAUUAUAAAACCGUUUUACAGGCGGCAUAGUACACUGACCUUUUAUACGUAACAUUCAGCUGUAUUCCCCCUCCCCCCCCCUCAUCUCUUAAAGAAUGAACAGUUUGACUGUAAAUAUUUUGUAAACAAAUUUACUGUAUAUCCCUAUGGGAAUUUUGUUAUGCAGCCUGUUGAGGUUAUCGACUGGUGGAUUAAGAAUUAAGCUGUUGACUGGAAAUGUUGCAUUAAAUGUCUUCUGUCUAGAUCAGUGGUUCCCAAACGGUGUGCCGUGGGAUUUUGAAACGAUUAGGCCUAUUGCAUUUAACUAUACACAAGGUUUGUAAUUUACUUCAGUGUUUCCGCACCGGAGCUCCGACAGCACCCCCCCCCCCCCCCCCCUAUUUUUUGGGGAUAUUUGGGCAGUUAGGUGUUCCGUUUUUUUAUUGGUUUAGUGGUCGUUGGUCUGAAAAGGUUUGAGAAACACUGUUAUAGAGGGUAUUUUGCCCGGAUAUGAAUACAGGUGUGCCUUGAGAUUUUGGCCUGGUCUUUGGUUUGCCUUGGCGACAGAAAGUUUGGGAACCACUGGUCCUAGAUAAUCAAAAAUAAUCUAGUCUAGUGGACUGCUCAUCAUCCUGUCCAACUAUGCGUCUGAUCAGGACAGUCGUCUCAGGUUAGUACAUUGUUACAUUGUACAUUACAGUGUCCCAUGCUGUCCUUAUGACACUGACGCAACACUUUCCCUGCUGCCUAAACCUUCAUGUUUCACUGUUUUCUCAAAUGACAAUCUAGGACAUCCAGAUGGGCUCGUUACAUAAUGCUGCAUGUAAACAUGUCUGAUGGAAGCUCAUUUCAUAGCACCUAUUCCUGAAAGACCAAAAAAGUAAAGCAGUGAAUGGAAAUAUUUGGUUACUGAAAAUGAUGCGAGAGUAGGCACCGUUUAUUGAUGAGUUGGUGUGUGUGUGUGUGUGUGUGUGUGUGUGUGUGUGUGUGUGUGUGUGUGUGUGUGUGUGUGUGUGUGUGUGUGUGUGUGUGUGUGUGUGUGUGUGUGUGUGUGUGUGUGUGUGUGUGUGUGUGUGUGUGUGUGUGUGUGUGUGUGACAUAGAGGACAGACGGUGAGAAAGCAUGAAUAAUAUUUAAGUGCGAGGCUAAUGGAAAGUGAUAUGACUCGAGUGUGUGCAGUUUUUUCACACCAGAUAUAAUAAACUCUUAUGACUUUAGCUUGGCCCAUCUGAUGCUGUGUGUUACUAUGUCUGGUGGCCUUCAGUUGAGCUUUUGAAAUUGGUCGCUUGGUGUAGAACAACCUUUGCUUGUUUCCUAACCGGUAAGUGAGUUAAUUUGAGCGUUUUGUAACCAGGUUGUUUGAUCCUUCACCAGGGGGGAAGAAUUGGGUUCAGCAGAUCCAAAUAGUCCUGAAGGAUCUUGUUGCCUGAGGCGCGCUCAGCAUGAGAGAAGUAAAAAUGGCAGAGGAUUUGUUUGUCAUGUCGACACCACUGCAGAGCAGAUCCCUCCUGCAGCUGAAUUAACCGUUUCACCCCGAUACACACGACAAUAUUUUCUAGCAGUUACUGAAGUGUCAGAGAAAGGUUGUUUUACAAGUGCCUGUACAUUUUUCAAACGUUUUUUGUACAUAUGUAUUUAUUUAUUAUGCUUUUAUUACAAAAUAGCACGUAUUUAACUAUUGGCCUCUUUGGCAUCUUUCAGAGGUGCAAGGGCGAAGGCUGUUUCUGUGAAAAAGAUAAAUUAUUUGUAUAGAUGUGGUAUAGAAGCAUCAUCAAAUUAUAAUUUAUUUUAUCAUUACACACUUAGCUUUGAUAACAUCAAAGAGCAUAUUGCAGAUGAGAAUACUGAAAGUCUAAUUGUCCACAUCAGCUGAAAACUAUUCCUGUCACACAGCUGAGAUGUUUUUUCUUUUUUUCUGGUGCAAAUAAGAAACCAUAAUUGUAUCUAAUGCUUUAUCUGGGUCUUUUGUAACCACUUGUUUCUUCUUAUCUGUGAUCUGUGUUCUUGUUAAAUUUAACAGAUGAACACUACAGAUAUAUUUAUAGGUGGAGUUUUCUUUCCCUAUUGCUCUCAACCAAAUGUUCUGUUUAUUUUCAGAUAAAUAAAAGUGCCAACGGUCCAACUACAUUAAGGCCAGAAGUCAUCGUGUUUUGAUGUGAUUUAUCAGGUUUUUUUAAAUAACUGUUUUUGUCAUCCUAAAUGCAUUCAGCCAUAAGAAUAAAUUGUAUUUCACUUUAAUUAUACAGAGUUCAGAUUGUGUAUUAAUACGCAGUUACCAAAUAGAUUUUAUACAAAAUAAAAGAACUGCAUUGUUAA